ACCCUCACACAGUGUKCCCUGGCGUAGUACGAGAAGCUCCGUUGUGUGUUGGACUUCAWCAGUAAUUGCGAAGGUUCGAAGGUGUUUCUGUCAAUUUUUYAUAAAUGGCUCACGGAGGGAGGUACGACCAUUACGACUAUCUGUACAAGAUUGUCCUUAUCGGAGACUCUGGGGUCGGAAAGUCUUCGUUGUUAUCGCGGUUUACGAGAAAUGAAUUCGACUUGGAGUCGAAAUCUACCAUAGGUGUGGAAUUUGCUACACGAAGUAUUCAAGUUGAUGGAAAAGUUAUCAAAGCGCAGGUGUGGGAUACAGCUGGCCAGGAAAGAUAUCGUGCUAUCACAAGUGCAUACUAUCGUGGUGCCGUUGGAGCUGUACUUGUUUAUGAUUUGACAAAGCUGAAAACAUUUCAAGAUGUGGAAAGGUGGCUCAUGGAAGUUCGAGAGCAUGCUGAUCCAUCAAURGUAGUCAUGCUGGUCGGCAAUAAAUGUGAUUUGAAACAUUUGAGAGCAAUUGUUACYGAGGAUGCAAAGAAGUUUGCUGAUGAUAAUAGUCUAUCAUUUAUUGAGGCAUCUGCCCUAGAUGCAACCAAUGUUGAAGAGGCAUUUCAGCAAACUAUUACUAAAGUCCAUCAUGUUCAGUUAGCAAAGAUGAAAAAGGAACUUGACCAGAAAGGAACUAGUGACACUAGCAGCAAUAGCAAACCCACAAAUAGUAAUGUUAAUUUGAAGCAAGAAUCUUCUGGCAGAAACUGCUGUGUAAUCUUGUAAUAGUCUCUGUUAUAGCYCAUAUUAGCUUCAUCUUUGGUCAAGAUAAACUAAAUUAUGAUUUAACAGGAUUUGGCAAAUACUAAAUGUCAUUAGUUUGUACUGUGGGGUAUUUCAGCUUUUUGAACUCAAAGUUGUACUUAUGGACAUCAAAAUGUUUAUUUUGGGAAGAUACUGUAAUAGAGAGUGACYUUUCAUUGAAAAAUCUGUUAUUAGGUUUUGAGAGGAUGUUGAAUGUCAGCCAGAAGAUUCUAGCAUUUUCACCUUUAGUAGUAGAGUGGUAUUCAAGAGAGCUUCCCUGUGAACUUUCCAUUAGAUGCUGGAGCAAUGAAAUUCUGCAGAAUAAAAGAACAUCUGCAUUUGUCAUAUUCUUAAAGUGAAUAGAAAAUCACCCGUGUAUUAAAAAUACCAUUGUCAGAUAUAAUACAAAACUAUAAAUGUCAGCUUAAAACUUGGGCAUAUCAAUUUGUAUACAAUUUGCAYGCCCUAUGGUUUUUAAUAAUGCUUUURCCUCUUGCCGUAAAAACAUUGUUUGCAUAUUUAAAUUAGCKGUUUAAUGCGUCUUGGGUUCCUUAAUCUCCUUGCCAAUUGAAAUGUCUAUGCAAGUGGAUACAAGGAGCCCAUGAACAUAAGAAUUUAUAUAAUAGAAAGCUUGGAUCAGGUAGCCCUGGUUUUGGUUUGCAGUUGUUGGCCACUUAUUUGGGAAAUYGGUGCAAAUUAUAAUAUUAUCACUUAAUUUUCAGAUAUUAUUUUACAAAAAACUUUAUUGCUGUUACAAUAAUUCCCCUGGCAAAACAAAAUAUUAGCUCUAUUUUUAUCUACAGUAGGAUGUUUCUAUUAAUUAAUACGUAUGUUUUUAUGCCAGAAAUUACUGCACAUUAAUUAUCAAAGCACUGAUGAAAAUGAUUUAUAAUGAAACUAAAAUGAUUUAUAGUAGAAUAAACAUUCUAUGAAUAUGGUAAUUGUAGUUUUAUGAUAUAAAACGCUACAGAAC
Exaiptasia diaphana is the source of this 1758-nucleotide messenger RNA. Its product is annotated as ras-related protein Rab-11B. Gene Ontology annotation, cellular component: recycling endosome. The transcript has 2 exons. Gene Ontology annotation, molecular function: GTPase activity; GTP binding. NCBI's taxonomy places the organism in Eukaryota, Metazoa, Cnidaria, Anthozoa, Actiniaria, Aiptasiidae. Bases 105 to 767 code for a protein of 220 amino acids. The record is from RefSeq and is a predicted model, not a curated record. Gene Ontology annotation, biological process: exocytosis.